This is a messenger RNA of Rotaria sordida, 384 nucleotides long. The record is from the annotation of a GenBank genome assembly. Lineage: Eukaryota; Metazoa; Rotifera; Eurotatoria; Philodinida; Philodinidae.
AUGAGCAGUACUGAAGGUAUUCCAAUACGCCGACUUAUUGUACAUGAUCCAAAAGAUAUGCCCCUUCAUUAUGGUGAAACACCAGGUGGCAGUAUUUUUUCAACAACUCCAGGAGGCACUCGUAUUUAUUAUGACCGAGCGUUUUUACUGUCUCGUCGUGAUUCACCUAUGGCACGUUCACCACCUCGUUUACCUUAUAUUCCGGAAGUUACAUUGAUUCCCGACCCGGAAAAGCGUGGUAAUGUUGUUGAAAAUGGUGUUAAAACAGACAAAAAAGAAAGAUCAGAAUUAUCGGGUGAUAAGUCGAAUUCGUCAACAACUGCACAGCCACAAUCAACACCGGCUAAAAAAGAAGGUGAUGAUCAAUUUUCAAUGGACAUGUGA